AUGCCGCGCGCAAAUGCAACCUUUACUCUGUUCAACUCCGACUCACUCCUAACAGCGACGAAGUUAGCAAAAGUGAGUUUCGUUUGGACGCCGUCUACCACCACGACGAUUUCGCCUAACACGACAACCGAACCUCCUGCCACUUCGUCGACAACUCCAACCGCAAGCAGUAGUAGUACGCCGAAACCAGAGGUUUCAACGACUACGUCGACAACGACAUCAAGCCCGCCACCGGGGACCACUUCGGUGAAACCGCCUACCACUGAGAAGGAGACUCUACCGACAACGACGACGAGUGUAUCGAUUUCCAUAGAAGCAACAAUGAACACAACAGUGGAAGUGACAGACUCGACCGUAACCACACCUGACGAGACUACUUACACAGUUGUUGGCAAAAGAGUAGGGACAGAUGGCACAACUCCAGACGCAUCAGUUCAAAUCCAACUCACUACUCAUAAUGGUCAGCAACCCCAGACCGUGGAAUGGGUUGACGUAUCGCCGGCUUCGAACAUAACGAAAUCCACAGUUGAAACACCAACCUACAGUGACAGCUUGAAUGCAGCUUUCAUGGAGAAAACACCAACUGCUAGGCCAAAUAAGUAUCGCGGACGGAGGGCUGAUCCACCAACCAUGGUGGUUGACAGCCCUAACUCAAGUACGCCUGAGAACUCCGGUUUGGUCAACAGCUUUGCCCCCAGCUCCGGCCAAUUAACUAUUUCGGCACCCGAAGCUGCUCAAACGAAUGAUGCGAACACAACCAGUUUCCACUCGGAAGAAAACGUUACUUCAGCAUCAAAUGCUACUUGGACGACGAUGCCGGAUACGGGAAUCGGGAAGAACAUCUCCUCGGCAGUUACACCUGCGUUAACGGCGGAACAGCCGUCUACGGUGACGGCGGCCCUAGGAAUAACAUCAAGUAACUCAACAUACUGA
This is a messenger RNA of Spirometra erinaceieuropaei, 933 nucleotides long. The record is from the annotation of a GenBank genome assembly. Lineage: Eukaryota; Metazoa; Platyhelminthes; Cestoda; Diphyllobothriidea; Diphyllobothriidae.